AGUGCGAUUAGGGUUUAGGGGACGUAGGGGUUUGAAGUAGAAGUAAAAGUAAAAGGCUGCUUGCGUCAGACCUGCAGACUCCGCUGUGUCAGCAUCAAGGCAGGAGUAAUUUCUCUCUCCCUGCGUGUGUCUUGGAUCCCUGGAACCUUUUUCCACUUUGGUUUCAAAGACGCACCACCAUGAAUUCAAAUUCAAGCCCUCAGAGGAAGAAUGCCCGUUCUUAAGAACCUCCCAGGGAGGCUGAAAGGGGCCAAGGUGAACGGAGAGCUAAUCCUGCACAAGAUGAGUCUGGACCACAACCCCUUCGCCGAGGGCGGCAGGGAGCAGGACACCUGGAGCGAGGGCAACGAGAGCUCCCUCCUGGAGGGCAGCGUGCCCCGCGACCGCAACCCUUUUGAGGACGAGGAGGACGAGAACGAGGCCAACGAGGAGCGGCGGGGCGGUUCUGGGAAGGGCGGCUCCAUCAAGGGCACGCUGGAGCGCAUCCGGGGGGUCUCCCCGCUCAAGACUCUGGGGAAGCUGGGCAAGGGGCUGCGGAUGUCGGGGCGCAGCAAGGGCGAGGGGACCCCAUCUCCCAAGGGCUCUCACGGAAAGCCCUCCCCCCAGGAGAAGAAAAAGAAAGGGAGGCGGAGCUCCGAGGGCAGCCUGCUCAGGAUAGCAGGUAGGUGCAAAGACAGCUUGCGGAAGGAGAGCCUGACCAACGGGGACUUGGGCUCGGAGGGUGACGACUGCAGCCGCCGCCUGUCCUUCCUCAAGAUAAUGCGGGGGGGAAAGCUGAAGAGGGAGUCCAUGGCGGACCGCGCCUCCCAGGGCCCCGAGGAGGAGAUGGUGGAGGAGGUGCCGGAGGUCAAGCCCAGGGAGCCCCUCUCCGUGCUGGAGAUCCUGAAGCUGGUGACCAAGCGGGACCUGUUCCUGGCAGACACACACAUCCUGGAGCUGGAGCAGGAGUGCGAGGUGACGGCCGCCCCCCUCGGCGUGAGCUCGCCGGGGGUGGCGGCGGCCGAGGAGCUGACCAGCCCCGGCAGCAAGGACGGGGGGCGGCGGAAGGCCAAGGACGUGGAGCUGCUGUACGAGGCCCUGCAGAAGGAGAUGUGGGACGUGGUGCGCGAGUCGCUGCGCUGCCCCACCGCCGGGCCCAACCUGAGCCUGGUGGUGCAGGUCCUCCAGCAGGAGGAGCAGGCCGACCGGGACUGGGCCCAGAGGGAGGCCGCGACCGCGCCCGCCGGCCCCAGGCCCCGCCAGCUCAAGCAGCGGUGGAAGGAGGCGGUGGCGGAGGCGGCCGACGCCAGCCUGCCCCAGCAGGUGGAGGCGCAGGCAGGGCAGCUGGCCGUCUACCUGGAGCGGCUGCGCAGCCGGGUGGUGGAGGACCUGGGCGCCGCCUGCCGGAACGCAGUGCCCAUCUACCCCGAGGAGUACGCCGCCUUCCAGGUGUACGCGCAGAGCUACCACAAGGCCGUCACCCGCCGGCUGCACACCAUCACCAGCGCCGCCCUACAGGUCACCGACACCUACUCCCUGCUGGACUGGAUCUACAACAUCUACAACAGGGAUGUUCUUAAUGUGGUCAGCAAGCCCACACCCAUCAACCGCUCCCAGCUGGGGCCCCUGUUGCCCUCGGAGACCGUGGACAAACUGGAGCUGGACUGCCUAAAUUCCGUUAGGGACAAAGUGACCAAUGAGCUGUCUCAGGUCCUCGACAACGAGGAGAAGAGGUGGACUGAGAUGCUACAGGUGGAGGAGUACCAGUCAUCAUUGGCUCGCACUGUCAUUCAGAGACUACAGGUGGAUCUGGACAGAUCAGCUUCUAUAAAUCGAGACCUGGGCUCCCGUGUGGCACACUGCAGUUUGAAUGGACUAGCUGACUUCCUGUACAGCUUCAAAAAAAAAGUUGAGAUUUUCCAUGAGACACAGAUUGAGUCUGCUGAGCGGGUUGAUGGUUACAUCUCCACGACAAUCGCCCAGGUUAACUGCUGUCCCCCUUUCAGGAAUUUUGUCCAGCGCUGUAGUCAGGGUGCGUCAGAGGUCAGUGAGGAUUCGGCUCGGAGAGCCAAUGCCUCCCUGGACAGGAUUGUGCACCAAGGGGUGAAGGUGCUGGCUGACAGGCUCUUCGAAAACAUCAGGCCCUUUUUUGACAAGCUAGUGAAGAGGAAGUGGCUGAACAACACAGAUGCCUUCGAUGCAAUCAUAGCCAUCAUAAAGGAGCACUUCAAGAAGUUCCACAGAAUGGACUGUCCGCCAUACCAGACGCUGGUGAGCGAGGUGCACAGGCGGGUACUUAUUGAAUACCUGCGUGCCAUCAUGAGGGGACGCGUCAUCUGCACAUCACUCAGGAUGAGGAAGAGGAUGGCCAGCCGACUGCGUGACGAGAGCAAGCAGCUCAAAGUCCUCUUUAAAGACCUGGAAUCAACGUCCUCGUGGCUGGACAGCGCCGUCCCACACCUGUCGGAGAUCAUCCUCUUGGAGGACACGCCCUCCAUCCAGAUGGAAGUGGGAGUCCUGGUGAGAGAGUUCCCAGACAUACGGAAGAAGCACAUAUCUGCCAUCCUCAACAUCCGCGGGAUGACGCGGCAGGCGGAGAGGCAGGAGAUCCUGAACAUCGUCAAGGACAUUGAGAACAGCGACAGCCUCACGCAGCUCUCCCGCGACAGGGCCCUCUUCUCCGAGGUCCCGGUGACCUCCGAGAUCCACUGCCUCAACCUGGGCCUGAGCCGCAUCGCCCUCACCGCCACCUCCUGCGUCUCCGGCCUGAGGCCACGCCGCAAGAGGACCCCCGUGAGAGCGGCGUCUGACGAGAUGCUCUGAACUCACCGGAGAAACCACCAGGGGGCGACGUCCUGAAAAACUGGCAGGCGUCCAAUGGGGGGAAACGGAGGAACACUUUACUCACCCAUCCCCUUUACAUGGACGGAUUUUGUGACAUGUAAAGCGACAAUGACCGUGAGGUGAUUAUAAAUGAGGAUCUGUGCAACAAUUCCAUGGCCUCGCCAACUAAUUUUUCCCUUUAUGAGAUUCUUAAUAAGGAACAAAACCAGAGAAACAGCUUGACUUAGAAAAAAUUUGCCUGCCAGCUAAGUCCUUGCAUAAUAAAUUAGGUUUUAUUUUCAAUUAAAAUACCAGGAAUUUUUCAGAUACCCAUUCUUGUAACUAAAAGAUGAACCCCAACACUUGACUUCUGUCAACUCCUAGAAAUGAACUGGAUAGCAAAAAUGAAUCUGAAAAUGGCCACAUAGUGUAUUUGAUAUGGGUUAUAUGAGGGUUACAAAAGAUAUGAUAUGUAACUUUGAUCACUACUGAUGAAAAGCAACAUUUACUGAUUAAAAUAUUGCUGGUAAAAAAUAUAUUUCUUGUUCCCAGCAAUGUGCUUACUGUAAUAUACAGAAGAUGGCGGUUUUUGAUGCCAAAAAAUGAUAAACGCUUGAUUUAAGGUACUAUACAGUUUAAUUAUCUAUUCAUUACGAUGAGUCUCUUCAUAUUUAAGAGUUAUUGAUACACAGUUUAUUUCACAUUGUUAUAUAGGCAAAUGUAAACUGUGAAACUCAAGCAAAGAGGAUAAGACCAAGACGACAAUUAUUUAUAUACCAGCAGAAAGUCUUAUUUAUUGUUAAGUAGUCUGUCCUGUUACUGUAAUCAAACUCUUAAGAAAGCAUUCAGCUGAAUUUCCAUUUCAAGUUAUCUUUCUCCUUGAUCUAACACUUAUGAAUGAUCAAGACAAAAAGCUGUUGUCAAAAUAUCAACAAAAAAUAUAUUAGAGACAUUAACAAAAGCAAAAAAAAAAAAAAUCUUUUUGGCUGUGUUAGAUUUACAAGUGAAUCAUAUCAGUUCGUUUAGCUUGUGGUCUAAUGAUUUAAUCUUCAUUGUAUAAUGCAUAUGAGAGGGCCUGUGGUUUAAUAUGUAGAGUUAAUGUAUUCAGGAUUAUUAUCUGCUGUUGGAAGUGCACAGGAGGGGAUUUGAAGGGGGCAUGGGCCGCCUCUCGAAUGUUCACAAAAAUAGUUAAUCAUUAAUUCUGUAUGUGCUGUACAUGUUGAUCGGAAAUUGCUUUUAAAAGACAGGCCUUGAUAAUCUGGUUUCAUGCCUUUAAGUUUAAUUUCUUAAAAUCGUCACUUUUUCUCCACUCUGCUGGUUGGGUUGCCCAUGUAUGCGGCACAGUAACUGUAUUUCCUGUUUAUUCUGUGACCAAUACGAAAACAAUUGGUGCACAAUUAGAUGUAAAAAUACAUUUGCCAUGAACUGUAAAUAAUCAAAUCAGCUAAUGUGAAUAAAUGAGAAAGGUAAGAUCAAA
Messenger RNA from Anguilla anguilla (European eel), 4279 nucleotides. It is a transcript of the gene exoc3l2b, whose product is annotated as exocyst complex component 3-like 2b. Lineage: Eukaryota; Metazoa; Chordata; Actinopteri; Anguilliformes; Anguillidae. The transcript is spliced from 13 exons. The record is from RefSeq and is a predicted model, not a curated record. Gene Ontology annotation, molecular function: SNARE binding. Gene Ontology annotation, biological process: exocytosis; exocyst localization. Gene Ontology annotation, cellular component: exocyst. The coding region runs from base 211 to 2802 and encodes 863 amino acids.